Molecule: messenger RNA, 927 nt
Organism: Acanthosepion pharaonis
Lineage: Eukaryota; Metazoa; Mollusca; Cephalopoda; Sepiida; Sepiidae
Source: the annotation of a GenBank genome assembly
AUGGGCAGCCAGCAGUUCAUCCUGCUUUUCACUUCUGCUAUACUCUCUCCCAGCUCUGAUCUCAUGAUCACAUAUGUGGCAGCCCGGGACCAGCCUCUUGUGCCUUAUGGUCCUUUGUGCUGUUCUGGGAGCAGUUCAUCCUGCCUUUCACUUCCACUACACUUUUUUUCUUUCUCUUUUUUUUUUCUUUCUUUCUCUCUCUUUUUUUUUUUUUCUUUCUCUCUUUUUUUUCUUUCUCUCUUUUUUUCUUCUCUCUUUUUUUUCUUUCUCUCUUUCUCUUUUUUCUUUCUUUCUUUCUUUUUCUUUUCUUUCUCUUUUUUUCUUUCUUUUUUUUUUCUUUCUCUUUUUUUCUUUCUUUCUCUCUUUUUUUUUUUUUUCUUUCUUUCUCUUUUUUUCUUUCUUUCUCUUUUUUCUUUCUUUCUCUUUUUCUUUCUUUUUCUUUUUUCUUUCUUUCUCUUUUUUCUUUCUUUCUCUUUUCUUCUUCUUUCUGUCUGUCUUUCUUGUGCCAUGGUAGCCGGAGUUUUUACCUGUCUUUCUUUCAGUACUACUUGCUUAGUAGGUGGAAUUUUACAAAUAUGUGUUGGUUUUAUGGCUGUCAUUUUUGAAGGUCCGUGUUGUUGUCCUUUUUUGGAUUUCAUCAAUGAAAUUGGCAAAUUUUCUGAUGCCAGGCCUCAUUGGCAGAAAGCAGUUUUCUACACAUUGACUUCAGUGGUUCCUAUAUUGAUGUGUUUCUCCCUCAGCACAGUUUUUGGUUGUGGCCUUGUCUUUGUUUGUGGAGUACUCUACGGAAUAAUGACAGUGGGCAAAAAGGCUGACCGUGAAGAAAUGAGGCAAAAAGCUCGAGGAGAAGACGUGGAAAUGAAAGAUACUUUAAUUGGAAAUAUGGAAAGCAACAUUGAACUUCAAGUUCCUUUUGAACCAAAAUAA